Camelina sativa (false flax) is the source of this 531-nucleotide messenger RNA. Its product is annotated as chaperone protein dnaJ 39-like. The record is from RefSeq and is a predicted model, not a curated record. NCBI's taxonomy places the organism in Eukaryota, Viridiplantae, Streptophyta, Magnoliopsida, Brassicales, Brassicaceae.
AUGUGUUUUGCUACUGGCUUCAUUAGUGUUGGAACAAGCGCUCCUGGUCGGGAAAAUGAAGAUCUUGAGCUUGAUCUUUCAAGCUUAGGAGCUGUUAAUACAAUAUUCGCCGCCCUGUUCAAUAAGCUUGGAGUUCAAAUCAAGACAACUGUCUCAGCAAAUUUAUUGGAGGAAGCGCUGAAUGGUACGGUCUACUUUGCCUCUUACUGUUGGGCAAGUUGUUUCCAGGUUGAAAAACAAUCGGCUCACUUUUAUUUUGUUACGUUAACAGAAGAAGAAGCUCAUGCCGGAUUGAUCUGUAAAGUGCAGUCAUCUGCUAAGAACAAAUUCAAGUUGCUUUACUUUGAUCAAGAAGAGAAUGGAGGACUGAGCUUGGCCCUACAGGUAGACAGCAGGAAGACAGGAAAGCUCUCGACUGCAGGGUUAUACUUUUUCGGCUUUCCUGUUUACCGUUUCGAUCACAGGGUUUAUAUUCAUCUCUUAUGUGCUACAUUGUUUGAUGUUGCAGCAAAUUUCCAAGUUAAGUUAUGA